Messenger RNA from Papilio polytes (common Mormon), 9844 nucleotides. RefSeq lists its product as uncharacterized. NCBI's taxonomy places the organism in Eukaryota, Metazoa, Arthropoda, Insecta, Lepidoptera, Papilionidae. The annotation marks the transcript as partial. The record is from RefSeq and is a predicted model, not a curated record. The transcript has 5 exons.
CUUAGUUAUUCGAAUUAAGGUACGGAUUAUUUUACUUUUAAUUAAACCAAAUCAUAAACACUACCGAUGAAUGUAAGAAUGCAUUUUGACUUCUCGGUUGCUAUAUACUGCAUAUGCUGGGAUUUACAUGGAAUCUACAAGCAUGUUAUCAUGCUUAGUUAGCACGAUAUUUGCUUUAUGUACAAAUAAGUAGAAAUUGCCGCAUUUAUUCAGUAAACAAUGCCUUCUCGUGUCUUGUACGUUUUUCUAUAAUUAGCAUAGUUUAUUUACAUUUAACUUUUUCAUUUCCACUUAAUAAACCCACUUUCCUAACAGAUAAUUUUCAAAACAAUAACCAACUAUGACAAUACAUUUUACACUUUUACGUAAUUACCCGAACUUAUCAGCAAAGUAAUGAAAUCACUAUGAAAAUGUAUUAUGCAUUUCAAUUACAGGAGAUAAUAAAAAUUGUGAUUUUUGAAAACAUACGCUUUUGACACUGACAUUAGCAAACUGUAUUAUAAAACAAUCAUAACAAACCUUCUUACAAAUUCUAUAAUGAGACUUUUACGAACGCAAGAUCUAAAUGAGAGAAUUAUUUUUUCUAUCACCACCGCAGAUCACUUUAUAUCGCUGGCUUUGAAAUAUCUAACAUACGAUUCAACAAAAAUUACGAUAACAUUUAGAUAAAAACUUGGCGCGCUUUCAUUUGAUACUCACAUUGAAUACGACCUCUUUUAACUUUUUAUAUCUGGCCAGAAAAAACCGAGAAGAAUAUUCCAGAAAAACAAUGUUUAAAUGCGUACAGAAGACUUGCGUGCUAACGUGAAAUAAAUAAACUUGAAAAAUUUUACAACUCGAAAAUUAAGACAACACUAUCCUCGCGAAACGUGUAUUACUACCGACGUGGCUGCCCGUCGAUUGAAUUUUAGACGGAGGCGCUCCGCAGCCGGCGGUGGGGCGUUGCUUGCCGCAUUGCUCGGUAUCCAUUUUGAACACAUCGCACAGUCUCGUUCAUCGUACGUCCUAGAGAGCUCACCCGCCAGACAAGAAGUAUUGCACAGUCGCACAGGAAUAAUGGACGCUGCACUUACCAAACAAAAAAAAUUGUAUAAAGUUAAUCAUCGCGCAAUUGUCGACUGUGACUAAAAUUUCUGUUAAACAUUCCUUUUAUUGAUUUAGACUAAAAGCUAUACCUACUCAAGCGGAAGGGCAAGAAUUUUUGCCGAAUUAACUAAAAUGUUUCAAAUGCGAAUCGAAAUAAGCAUAAAAAAUGGAGACGGAUUACGAUCGCAAGUUCGAGGAGAUGAAGAAAUACAUUCCGUUCCUGGAGAACAUGAUCGGUAGGCUGGAGAGCGCAGGGACUGGUAGCGGCAACCCGCGCCGGGCGCAGCUCGCCAAGAUCCGCUCCCUAAGGGAUCUCUUGUUGGAUAAGAGAAAAAGAAUGAAAAUGGAGAACUUGAUGAAAUGUGAACAAGUUUUAGUAAAUUUAUAUGCAAAAAUUGAACAGAGGGACUCAUUUUUGGAGAGCAGUGACAUUGGGAAUCAAAAUCCUCAGUUGGAUUUAGUUCGCAGUAAACUUCAAAAAGUCGCCACACGACUACAAAUCCCAGAGUCGCUGCCGGAUAUAGUAGGCCCAACUGGCAGUGAUGAAGUCACGUCCGGGAGCAAAGAACCAGCUUUGUUUCAAAUAAGAAAGAAUAAGGCCUUAUCUCCGGCGCGCUCUAAACUCGCUGAUAGUGAGAAGAAUUCUUCGUCAUCAAUAUUACAUAAAAAGAAUUAUACUCGUGUUCUGGUCUCCCCUAAUCGAGAAACUAAGCCUUUGCCAACGGACAUUUCAAAAACAGGAUCUCCUAUUCGAACCUCUAAAAAGUCGCCUCGAAAAACCACAUCCUAUCAAAAUAAAAAAGACAGAAAAAAAUCUUCGAGUCAGUCUCAGCAAACGACUCAGCUAAAAGACUUGAACAUAACACUUAAAGUUCCCGAAGAAAGUUUAAAUUCAUUGAAUACUAAAGAUAUCCUAUCUCGAAUUAUUAACUGCAGCGACAAUGAUGUUGACAUUGACACAUUACGAGGUUUGCGAACUCAAAUCCUCUCUGAAUUAAAACAAACCGGUGCUAAAGACGAUAUAUCUGAUUUAAUACUAGAAUCUUACAAGCGCAAAAAGAAGUCAAGCUCAAAGAAGAAGAAAAAGGAAUUCGAAGAAGGUGAAUUAUCUGACAGCGAAAGUGAAAUUAUUGAAAGCAUUUAUGGCAGCUUGGUGGUUGUGGAUAAAGAUCAAGGAACUACAAGUAAUAUCAAUAAGGUGGAUGAAAAAGAUGAACUACCUCGAAAAAUUCAAAUAUGUCUUGUAAUUAAUUCGGAGAAGGAAAGUCAAAAUGAAACAAUUACUACAAGUGAAUUGUCAAAAAAAAAGCCGAUAGUAGAUUUAUCUGAUUUUGAAUUCUAUGAAAAAAAUGAGACAAACAUGAAACCAACUGAGACUGAUACUGAAAAAAAGGAAACAACUAAACAAUUUAAAGACAACUCUGAAAAUACAUCUAGUAAACCUGAGAUAAAUGAAAAACCUGACGGAGAUAACGAAAAAUGCGAUAAAACGCCAGAUUUACCUAUCGAUAACAAUAGUUCAAAUGAAAAAAUUGAGAACUCUAAUUCCAUAUCAAAUACGGAUUCUCCGUUAUCCGAGAUUUUACCGACAGACUCCAAACUAAAUUCUACCAUAGUCAGCUUAAAUGAAGAUAGUUCUUCUAAGAAUCUACAACCGAUAUCGAACAGAUCCUCAACAAUGGCCUUAAAUGAGAAAAGCAAUGAAACUAUAUCUACAGAGACCCAACCACAUGAAAAUAUAAUGAAACCGGAAGAUUCAAUAGAAAUACCAUUAUUAGAUUUAGAAGCUAAUGCGAAAAAAGAAGUUGUUCAAGAAAUUGAUAUCUUACAAGCGUUAAAAAAAGAAAUUUUAAGUGAAAAAAUUUCUUUAUCUGAUUCCGAGACUAAUACACCACCAUUACAUCAACCUAAAGUGACGAAAGUAGCAAACAUCGAAAAAAUAUUACCAAAGAAAAGAAUUUCCAUUGAGAAAUAUAAAGAAAAAUCAACCUCUGCUCCACAACCUUCCCUAUUUAUUAGUGAAAGUAAUAAUAAUACCUCAAAAGACGAUCUUCUAAAAAAACAAAGCUUAAAGUUAACGGAAAAAGAAUAUGAGCGAUUUAAUUUAUCAACAAACGUGUCCCUUGCUGAAACUUCUGACGAGGAAGACAAGGAAGAAAUUUGUCCACCUACCGAUAUAUACAGCGGUUUAGCUCCUAAGUCACCCGAUCAUGAAGAUUUUGCCGACACAGGAAUUAAACCUCCAAUAAUCAUUCCUGCGGAGCCGGUAAAAGCGGAAGUUGUGCCUUCAAAAAGCGAUGUGGACAUGAGAAUGAUGCCACUUAAACCGCAGUCAAAAUUAUCGACAGACAACAAUAAACUCAUGGAGAAGCCAUUAGAAGGGUCCAAAAAAGAAACUGAACUAAGUACGAUGGAAAAUUUAUUACCGUUGACAGAUCCUCGAGUGAGAAGAGACAUCAGUAACCUAAAUAUUGAUAGUGCUAUGAUAAGCACAAUAGAGCAUGUUUCUAGAACUCAGACUAACUUUCCACCUAAUAUGACACCCACACGAAUGCCAAAAACGGCACUAAUGAGCGGUAUAAAUCAGACAAAGGUAAUUCCAAACAUGGUACAUAACUUGCCUUCGACAACUAUGGGCUAUGAAAUGACUCCAUCCAGAGUAUCUUUAGAUGGCGAACAUUCAAAAUUAGAUCAUGUAUACGCUCCCACAUUUCCUGUUCAUGAACCAAGUAAUAUCUCAGGUAUCGAUGGACAAAAUAGUGGAAUUUUUUCGCGUACUAAUUUAGGUCUCAACCAGAAUGAUAUUCAAAAUACGUUUUAUGUCGAAAAUUCAUUUAUUUCUUCAGAAUGUCCAUCAACUCCAAAUCAUUCAUUUGGACGACUAGACAUGCCAAUGACCCCAAUCCAUACAUUUGGCAGGGCAGAAGGACCGAUGACGCCUUCUCAUCCUUUUGGAAGAACUGAUUGUUCACCUACCCCAAGUUAUCCUUUCGGAAGAAAUGAUUGUCCGUCUACGCCAAGCUAUCUUUACCCGAGAGCCGAUGGUUCAUCUACUCCAAGUCAUUCUUACGGAAGAAUUGAUUGUCCAUCCACCCCAAGUCACCCUUUUGGAAGAUCAGAUUGUCCACCUACUCCAAGUCACUCUUUUGGAAGAUCAGAUUGUCCACCUACCCCAAGCCACUCUUUUGGAAGAUCAGAUUGUCCACCUACCCCAAGUCACUCUUUUGGAAGAUCAGAUUGUCCACCUACCCCAAGUCACUCCUUUGGAAGAUCAGAUUGUCCACCUACCCCAAGUCACUCCUUUGGAAGAUCAGAUUGCCCACCUACCCCAAGUCACUCUUUUGGAAGAUCAGAUUGUCCACCUACCCCUAGUCACUCCUUUGGAAGAUCAGAUUGUCCACCUACCCCAAGUCACCCUUUUGGAAGAACGGAUUAUUCACCUACCCCAAGCCGUCCAUUUGGGAGAAAGGAACAUCUUAUGACCCCAAAUCACUCAUUCAGUAGAGGCGACUUUUCACAAAAUCAGUCGAUAUUGCAAAACUCAGGGGACAGGUAUAACAAUUUUCAGAAUGCUAGAAGUAACAGAUAUUCUGAGAACGAUAAUUUACGAUAUUAUAGUGAGGAUAUUGAUAGUCGUAAAUAUAAUGAACGUAAAUUUAAUACACAUAAUCAAAAUUAUGAAGAAUCCAGACGAAGUUAUAAUGAUUCUUAUCGAAAUUACGACAGACACGUAAGUCGACGUGAGACUAGUACAGGUCGAUCAUCUUAUAAAAAUUAUAAAUAUGAUCGACGAUGUUCAAAAGACCGUAGUACUGCCUAUGGUGCAAGAGAUUGUCGUUAUGAAGCUGAUAGUAGUAAAAGUUACGAUAGCCGUGAACCACGGCGUAAUGACCAAAGAGAACAUAGUGUGGGUUGUAACUUAUCAGAUGCUAAAUACUCAAAAAGUCACAAGGAAAAAGAUUAUGCAACUGGCAAUACUUUAUCGGUUCAGUCAAAUACAGGUCGUUCAUUUACCAUUGAUACAAGUGUUAACAGGAGUUUUCAAGAAACUGCUUCCAAAUUUAAAAACGAAUCUAAAACUAGUACAAAUUUUGAUGCCAGAAGAAUACGUGCAUCAAGUGUUGGUAGACAUUUAGUUCGAGAAUCAAGUGCAGAAAAGAAGUUGAAUAAUGAAAAGACAACAAAUUCACCAGAUUUAAAAACUAAUUUUAGGCGCGCUUGUAGUGUCGGGAGGGAAUCUGCAGAAAGCCAUUCAAGAAAGAGGUUUGAGGAUAUAAAAGAAGAAUUGCAAUCAUAUAAACAUACAGAUACUAAGAAUAAUAAAAGUACCCUCCCUUCUAGUCAAGGUACAGUCACUGACAAAAGAAAAAAGUUAAAUGAUCGUGAUCCUCGGUUAUCAAGGCGUGAUUGUCAAGACUUAGAAAAUUGUAAAAAGGAAGAUCAAUCUACGAAAGUAUCUCUCCAUCGAGGAGACAUUCGGGAUCCAAGGCUUCAGCGCGGACUUACCAGAGAUACACAAAACAAACUACAUGAAGGAAAAUCUAUUGAUGAGUGUAAAAAACAAGGUAUAGUUUAUUCUAAUGAUAAUAUUGCCAGGGGAACAAUAUUAGGUACUGGUUAUGGUGUCAAAAAUUACAAAAUUCCAAAAAUAAAGAAACCUCAAGUGGAAACAUGUGCUAAAGUUGUAGUUGAUGACACUAAAGUUGAAACUGAAAAAAAAAGUGAAAUAAAAAAGCAAAAUAAUACAAACGAAACCAACACGUUAAAAUUUGUAGAAAACAAAGAAAGAUGUGACGGGGAUUCGAUGUCUGUCUCAAAUGAAAAAGUAUUAUCAAAAUCAGAGAAUAAAGAUAAUAUUCAAGAAAACGAUAAAAACGAAAGUGUGAUUGAAAACGUUUCUGUGUCCGUCGAAAAGCGAGUGACAAGAUCUUCAACGAAGAGUAGUGGAAGUGAAAUAUUGAAAGUACUUAAUUCGGACAACAAACCAGUUUCACGAAAAACACGCAAUAGAAUAAAAAAGCCAUUACAAUAUGAUUCCGAUUCCGAUGAUAAUGUUCUCGUAAUCGAUACCCAAGUGUCUAAAGAAUGUACUGUCGAAGAGGCAAUCGAAAAAGACAGUGCCACAUUAGAUGAUAAAGUAACAGAUGUUUGGGAUAGCAGAAAACCUACAGAUAAUCCGGGGAAUUCAAAAGGGACGGCGUGUGAUAGCAAACUCGAUGAAUCAGAAGGUACAAAGCAUUCCGAAAGUCUAAUUUCCGCUGAGGAUUUGUCAACUUACAUACCCGACUCUGAUAAUUGUUUUGGAAUGGACCUUGAAAUGUUCUCCGACAGCUUAGCUACUGAUCCUGUUAUUGAAAAUAUAAAUGAACUUAUAGCUGAUCUUGACGAUGAUUUAGAAACGUCUAAAAAUGAUGGCAAUAAAAGACAGUUUACAAAGGAGAUAAUUCUUGAGAAUAUGCUUGAAAAUAUUACGUGUGCUGAAAAAACUGCUUGUGAAAAUUCAUCUAACGAUAGCGAAAAAGUAACUGAAAUUAACGAAUUUAUUAAUAAAACAAAUGAUAAUUCCAUACCUAAUGUUGAAAUUAAUAUUAAACAACAGGUUGAUAGCAAUAGCGGUGAAGUUUCAACAACAGAAACCGAAAUAAAAUGUACUUUACCGCAAAAAAAGCUUUCGACAUGUUAUGAUGUUGAUGAUGAUAUCUGUUCUACACCCGAUAGCACAAUUAACGUUAACGAAAAUGUUCAAGAAUCCACCUGUCAGGAAAAGUUACCAGAUAGUACUGGCGUAGAACCUUGUGAAAUGAGUUCAGAUAUAACUUCUACCGAAGCAAAAGAUACUGAUCAAUUAAAUUCAUCCCAUUCCGACACAAUUAAUCAAUCAGACUCCAUCGGGAGCUUAUUAUCUAUUUUAAAAGAUAAAUCAAAAAUACAAGAAUUACUUACGAUGAUCAAAGACCAGUCGAACGGGAAUGAGAAGUUAAAGAGAAAAUUAGAAAUGUUGAGUGAAAUCGUUUCUGAUGACGAAGAUUUAUCGAAUUCAUCAAAAUCCCUUUCUAGUACGACGGACAAUAAUAAUGAAAAAACUAUAGUUGAAGCUACAGCAAAAAGUAACGAUGCUAUAUCUGAUUACGAAGAUAUCAAAGAUAAAACGCUAGAAAUGAGUACUGACGCUAUGCUCCACAGAAGUGUAGAAAUUGAUUCUACUACUGAGACUGAUCACGCACCUGGACCAAGCACUAUUUCAGAUACUGAGAACAAGGACAAUGAUGAAAAGGUAAAUGAAAAUGUUGAAAAUGUAGAAAACCGAGAGGCAUUCCAAGAAAGAAUUGAAAAUAAAGAUGUGACAGUCGAAAGUGAUUUUUUUAAUAAUAAUGAAAAAACCAAAAUUGAAAAUAAAAAACCUUCCAAAAGAAUAAAAGGUAGAGCAAAUAAUAGUAAAGUUAAGGCCCAAAAACCUCCUACACGGUCUUCAGCGCAUUUGAAAAUCGAUAAACCUCCCAGUACAAAAAAACCUUCAAGGGAACUUAAGCAACUCCAAAAUGAUAUUAAGGAAAUGUUUUUGAACGAAGAUGUUUUAAAUUCUUCUGGAAUAAGGAUGUGCCGUUUAGCAAAGCUAGUGGAAGAUAAAUCUUCGCCAGAUAAAAUCGAGAUAAAAAACGAUCAAAAUGUUGAAAACACCCCAGAUGUUACACUUCAAAAAACAAAACAAUCUUCUGAAGAAACAACUCCAAAGGGCAAAGCAUGUAAGAAGAAACAGACCUUAAAAACAAAGGGGCCACCAAAGCAAAGUCCUUUAAAUAAAGAAAAAAAUGAAGAGAUAACGGAAUCUAACCUUUCGGCCAAAUGUAAACCAGGGCCUAAAUCUAAAACAAAAGUAUUAGAACGAACAGAUGUAGACCCUUACAUGUUCGAAUCUGACUCAAUUGCCGAAUCAAAUGAUACAAAUGGAAGUGAGAAGCAAGUUGGAAGUGGUUCAGAGUCUGAUUGUGACUCUCUUGUGUCAUCUCAAAGCUUUGGAAGUAAUGAACAUCUAGUAGAAGUAAAGAAGAAAAUGAAAAGAAGACGUGGUCGCGGGUGGCAAUCAGGCGUUUUUAAACCAAAAAACAAGAAAAAAAAGAUCGAACCAAACUUAUCCGAGUUGAAAAACGCUUCAGAAUUUUCGGCACAAAGUUUCCUAAAUGCUACUGAUGACACCUGUUUUACUGACAAAACUUAUUGUUUCUCUAAGAACGUAAUGAACUAUUCAUGCCGGCUGUGUCCGUACACCGGCACCGACAUCAUUCACCAUCAUAAGAAACAGCAUCCUCAUUCAGAGAUCCCCUUGUCCCGACUGAGCCCAGAAAUUGCUAAAGAAGCUAUAGAGCAAUCUGAAGAAUUCAAUUUCCAAAUUAUAAGUCAGUUACCUAUUGAUAAGUAUGUAUGUAGAUUUUGUUUUGAAGAGUUCAGCAAUAAAAAGAAAACAGUAUUAGAAUCUUUCUUCUGGCACGUCGUUAGUACGCAUACUGGCGAAUAUAAACAACCUUGUUCAGAAUGUGAAAAUGUGAAGCAGUGUCCUUUUAAUUUAGACAUUCCUCCACCUCCUAAGGAACCAAAAGGUCAAUUAAUAGGAUACAUUUGUGGAAAAUGUAAUUUUACACAAAUUUCACUCGAAAACUUAAAAACACACGUGAUCAAUCGACAUAACAAUGAAGAUACUGAAGUUUAUACAAUAAAUUUGGGCGUGAUGUCGAAAAGGACGUUAUCGUUGUUAACAAAACCUACUACUGGGUCGGAGCCCAGAAAACUAAGAAGCAGCCGCGGCGGACAAACUUUGGUCGAAGCAAGCGUUGAACCAAAGAAAGAAAUGGAAACGGCUAAAGCUCAGACUGAAACUCUCAUAGAAAAACUUGAUAUUCAGUCGGACACGAAACUUGACAAGACACAGAAAAAUAAACGCAAGCAAAUGAAAUCACAAAUAUAUUUUGAAAAUGAAGAUGUGACUAAGGAGAUAUGUGAAUUGAGUAAAGUAGCAAAUAUUAAGGUUGAACCGGAACAGGAUAAUGAUAUAGAUCAUGACACGGAACUUUGUGAGUCGCAGGACGACCCGUCUGACACUAAGGGACAGCAACCACUUACAGACGAGGUCGACACUCGCACACAGGAACUACUUGUACACAAGGUAGUUGUAAACGAUCAACAAGACGUAGACGUAGACGAGGCAGAUUCCGACGAAAAGCAAAAGUUAGAGGACGACGUUGACACAUACGAACAGGAACUAUUAGCGGACGACGUCGACACAGACGAUGGUCGCGAACAUGAAGCACUAGCAGAUGAUGUAGUCCCCUCCUCGGCUGCGAGCAACGACGUUCUCGACUACCCCCACUUUAAAGUGAAUUACAAGAAUGCGGGUUCAAAGGAAUAUGUUUGCUGCAUCAACGGCGCUGAGAGCCACUAUCGCACUGCGCUGCUAAUAUCAUUUAAAAAACACGUGCAGCUGAAACACACCGAAAUUUGGGAUGGAUUUUGCUUCUUAUGUAAACUAAUAGUAACACCACAAGGAAAACACUUUUUCAAAGAUUGUUUACAGCAUUUCCUGGACAAGCACAUUGAUAAUUUUCCCAUAAUGGAAAAUGAAGAAAACCCGUCGAAUACCAUCGAUGCAAAUACCGUUUCCCAAACCGUCAAAGUGAGCGAACAAAAUCUAAACAAAAAUAGUUUGAACGUGCGGCCGCUGUCGGAACUUAUCGGUCCGGCGGAGACGCCGCCGCAGACGACGCUG